This is a messenger RNA of Colletotrichum truncatum, 420 nucleotides long. RefSeq lists its product as uncharacterized. The record is from RefSeq and is a predicted model, not a curated record. Lineage: Eukaryota; Fungi; Ascomycota; Sordariomycetes; Glomerellales; Glomerellaceae.
AUGAGGGUGCAUAAAGGCACGGCGGUCAAUGCGGCAUGGUCACCGCUACUUGACGUAGUUGAGGUCAUCUGCACUUUUGAAAGUGAUGGCCGAGUGUUCUAUGGCGUAGUUACAGAGAUUCCUCACCCCUUCGUGUGGGAUUGGCUAGAUUAUCGCCAAGUUUUAUGGGUCUUUGACGAUGGAGACUGUGUCAAAGUAUGGCAAGAAUGUGUGGAUCGACCUCGGCUGAGCAAUCCUGCUUGGACGUCAUGUCUUCACUCUAUUGUGGGUUGCUAUGAGACUGAUGGCGGCUAUGUUCUCUACGCCGUCAAGUGGGACGGCUACGCAUGUCCGACGUGGGAAGCGGAAGAAGACAUGUCAAGGUACGUCGACCUAUUGGCGGAGCACGAUCAGACUUGUAAGUGCAGGCAAAGAUCGUAA